This is a messenger RNA of Pelobates cultripes (western spadefoot toad), 21053 nucleotides long. The record is from the annotation of a GenBank genome assembly. Lineage: Eukaryota; Metazoa; Chordata; Amphibia; Anura; Pelobatidae.
CCGCGGGAUUCAAAAACUGUCCGUGUGUAGGGUUAGUGGUGCCGGGAGCUGGUUGGGUUCGCACACAGUCUGCUAUCCGGGAAUACAGCCUUGCCGACACCGCUCCACCCGCUCCCACAGCCGAGACCAGUGAUCGGUAUUGCAGGUAGGUGACAUUAUCCCCCAUAGAAUGGGGCUCAUACACUGGGAUCCCGCUGGGUCAGGGAACACGCUGUGUGCAGCACUGGACAAGACCAGAUCCCCAGCUAGUGUCCAACUACAACUCCCAUGAGGCUUUGCCAGGGGAAAGGAUGGCAAAGCAUCAUGGGAUUGGUAGUUCUACAACUAUUGGUGAUCUGCCCUUUGCCACCUUGGUUUAGGAGGUGUAGCUCACAUCCCCUGACUAUCACACUGUUGUGCUCUUUAUUCCCUGGUUAUGGGUACUUUUCAAUUUAAAUUCUACCCACUGAUUGGGGUGUAUGUACCCCUUGACAGGGGGUUAGAUAAUUUAUCUGAGGGUCACUGCUUUCUCAGUUAACAUUAUAGAAACCAUAUUGAGCAUAAUGUUUCCUGAUAUUUUCAGAUGUGUCUGAAAAUUACCGAAUAUCAAAAUGUAUGGGGUAGUAUAUCUAAAAAAAAGGGGUACAAUUUUAUAAAGAGCAGUGUUUUUUUUUUUUUUUUUUUAAUCUAAUGGAAGUUAUGUUUUGGUGGGUGACUUCAGGUUUAGGGGGCUUAGGACUGCACAGCCUAUUUGCCUAGUGUUUAUCCAUGGAACCUGCUAAGACUUGUUCAUUGUAUUUAGAUGCAAUGUGGUUUCAAUUUUGGCUGCAUGUAAAGAUAGAUUUGGUUGCUUUGAACAGAAUAGUGAGUGACAAACUGCAGCACAAAUACAUUAUAACUAAUCUACAUGUGAAUAGCUAAAAUGUGUUGAAAAGGUUAAAGGAACACUUGACAUUCCAAGACUACUACAGCAUGUUCUAGUGGUUAUGGUGCUAAUAGUGCCCUGGCACACCCCUCAAUGCAUGUAGUUAAAUAAUUUUCUAGUGGCUUGACUUUUCACCUGGGGUUCGCUGUGUGAUACUCGCUGCUCAGGGUAUAGCUCAAUUUGCUCCAUGCAGGAGUUUGUUUGUCUUCUGGAUUGGAAGGAAACGGCAGGGAUCGGCAUCCAGCAGCAAUAGGUAAGGAGUCAAACCGUAGGAACAGCUGACUGUACACUGGCAUUCCUGGCACCGUAUGCAUUAGUUUGCUGUAAGGGUUGGCGUUUUACUUAAACUGUUUCAACACAAUUGGCUAUGCACAAAAGGCACAUUUAAUUGUUUACAUUUGAACCGCAAUGCCAUUUGGAUAUCGCUUGCAAGAUUGGGUAAAACACUCAAAGCACCAUAACCACUACAGCUUAUUAUUUUAGAUCAGUUUGACAACUUAAAGGACCACUCUAGGCACUCAGACCACUUCAGCUUAAUGAAGUGGUCUGGGUGCCAGGUCCAGCUAGGGUUAACCCAUUUUUUCAUAAUUAUAGCAGUUUCAGAGAAACUGCUAUAAUUAUGAAUGGGUUAAGCCUUCCCCUAAUCCUCUAGUGGCUGUCUCAUUGACAGCCACGCUAUGCGUGCUUCUCACUGUGAUUUUCACAGUGAGAGCACGCAGCGUCCAUAGGAAAGCAUUGUAAAUGCUUUCCGGCUGAAUGCGCGCGCAGCUCUUGCCGCGCGUGCGCAUUCAACCAGGAGGAGGAUCGGAGGAGAGAGGAGCUCCCUCCCAGCGCUGGAAAAAGGUAAGUUUAAACCCCUUUCCCCCUUCCAGAGCCGGGCGGGAGGGGGUCCCUGAGGGUGGAGGCACCCUCAGGGCACUAUAGUGCCAGGAAAACGAGUGUUUUCCUGGGACUAUAGUGGUCCUUUAACUUUGCUCCUGUCAGACACCUAUGGUCACAUACCCUAAUUCUGAGGAACAGCAAUUGAGAGAAUCUAGCUGUACUGAGCUAUAGGUAAAGUCAAGCAGAACCAUGAUCAUUGUGUGAGUGGCCGCCAAGCCGAUCAGCCAUGCUUAGCUCUUCUGAGACAUCUGGCUUCUACCGGGGAUGUUCUGAAAUAACUACACUGGCAUAGCACUAGGGCAAUCCUGGCACACUAACUGCUAGAAUGUUCCUUUUAAAGGUUAUAUCAUCCACAUCAAAAGGAGUUUUCAUAAAGAUAAACAUGACAGUGGCCAUGAAGAACUGGGUUAGGUAAGCAAAACUUAUCUUCUACUGCACCCAUGGUCAUUGGGCACCAAGCGGAGCAGUCACAGUUGGUGGUCUCUGCAGACUCCAUACACUGACAGAGCUGCUUUAAAGGGAUUCUAUAGUGUUAAGAGUUCAAAGCUGUAUUCCUAAUUCUUUAGUGUACCUCUUUCCCCACAGCCCCCCUUUGCAGCAAUGAAAGGAUUAAAAAAAAAACAAACAAAAAAAACACACUAUUUAACUUACCUGUUUAGUGCUGGCUCCGCCUCCUCCAGUGUCAGUGCAAAGGGAAACCUAUCGCAUAUAUGUGGCGAGUGCUGCCCAUGUAUUAGGCCUUUUCCAUAGAAAAGCAUUGACUGAGUGCUCUCAAUGGGAAUUUCCAAGACGUUGGUACAUGAUCUGCUUCUUUUCUCAUCACUGACCAUAUUUAAUGGGAAAAGUCAUUUCCAUUUUACUGUUUCUGGCGUCCAUAGCCUUUGCUGCUUUGUCAUGAGUGUAAUGGUUAAUGCUACAAAUACGGAGUCCACAAGCGGCUAGCCCAGCUCUUAGCCUGCACUAAUACUCUUUGACUUGUCAGGUGCUGCUAGUCCUCUUUGGACAGGUUGGCAGCAGGUGGUAUUCCACGUAUGGUAAAGUUAUGACUGCUGCAUGUCUCUGCUGUGGUGUUCUGGCUCAUAUUCAUGUAAUUCAGUGUUCUAGGAGUCCCUAAUAACAAGCCAUUUGAAUAUAAUUUAUGGGCUUAAAUACAUUCUAGAAAUAUUUCUCUAUGUAAAACCAACUUUAACUAAUAUAAUUUGACAAUGGAGAGCGCUAGCGGUCCAGCAGCUCUUGUGGAAUUAUAACCUACAGGGCCUCCACCUGUCCAACCCCAACCAUCGCGGCUGACAAACAAGCUCCCCAACGAAGACAACAUAGCGGCAGCCUUUGACCUUUUCUGGACCAGAUGGCAGGCCAUAAAGGCGCAGACCCUAGCAACCACAAAGGUCCACCAACUUGCCUGCACCUAAGCGCACAGCCACGCCACCGACCGGCAAGCAACAGCAGAGGGUUCAGACCUUAAGGCCGCACAUCACCUAUCCGACACCAUCGACAGAUUCAGAGAAUCUCUCUCCACAGCCUGCCGCUGCACAACCCAAAAAAGAAGUGCACUCGAAAGGCCUACACUCGGCCCACGGCAGGAGAAGCAAAGAUGGCUUAUCAGCACAUCACCCACUAACAGCAAUGCACAGCCGCAACCAGCCUCCAGAAGAACUUUGCCUCCUCGUUCAGUGGACAAUCAGACACUUACCCGCAGAACAGGGGCAGCAGGAAAGCCGACACGCCACCAAAGGACUCUCCUAACCAUCCGAGGCACUCACGGGGGACUAGGAAGUAACGGUGGAGACCUUCCACAUCCCAUGACCCAUGGUACUGGGGACCCGGACUGCCACACGCACCUGGACUGUAUCCAGCAUCCAAUAGGUAUUGGCUGAACUAUUAUGGGCACCCCACAGGCAAAAUGGCCAACAAGCUCUCAUGGGGUUAAUUGCCUGUCUCCUGGACUGAUACCGCAUCACACAACAAGAUGCAAUUUAAAACCUAUCACUUGAAGCCCAUUUGCACUCGAGUAACCGCAAUGAUAAGAUAACCAUACCGAAAUGUUUUAUUUUCAUCUUGGCACACACAUAAUGUUUAAUGGGGAGAUUUGCCUUCACACUACAGUGUUAAUUAAUGAAGCAUUUCAUAGCCCCCCUUGCUAUAUAAUAACCACCCUUGUAUAAAAGCUAGACCUACCCUCUAUCAAUCUGUUAAUGUUAUUCCGUGGUACCCACAGCUAGCUAACUGGAAACACUAGCAAAGUUAUAUUCAGUUAUGACUAUUAUAAUAAGCGAUCAUUUUAUUUUACUGACUUCAAUGUUGAGCCAAGCUGAUGUUUGUUAUAAAUAUAUAUAAAACUGUGCAAUUUCUCAUGCCACUGUUCAACUUAAGUAUAUUCUCAGACACGCUGUUGUGGCGUAUGACAUUGCUAUGUAUAAUAUGCACAACAAAAAUAAAGAACUAAAAAAAAAACUGAGGAACUGCAAGGUCCAGGGACUAAAGGUACAUAAUUGUAGGAGUCGGGUGCAUAAAUCUAAAUAGCUAGGAAAACUAUUAGGAGUAUGUUUUGUGUUCCAUUAAAUGUAGAUAUCUUCCCACUUAAUCCUAUUUCUGCGUGACUCCAUCUCAUCGCUCUGUCUAUUGCAGCCUCUCCCAGUUACCUACACUAAGCUUGCUUGACUCCAUUUUGCCCCCAAAUUAAAUCUAUAUUCUGCAAAGGACACUUCCAAUGCUUUGCAGUUACUGAUGGGACAUGUAUGUAUGCCAUUUCUCUCUAGAUGCAUGUACACAUCUCGGGCAGAAUGUGGCGAUUAAGUUUCCCAUAAUGCAAAACUGGAGUGGAAGUUCCUAAAGCUAGAACACUGGCUAAAACUGUGUCCUAAUAAAGCCUUUAGUUUUUUUUUUUUUUUUUUGUUCUUGCAUCCACCAUAUUAUGCACACCAGUGAACACUUCAAUAGCAUUUACUAGGGUGAGGGGGAAACAAGAACUCUUCCUUCAGAGAAGUGACUGAGCCACUUUAAAGUGAUCCGUGUGUCUGUCUAUCCUCUAUGAAUUAUCAUUGGAGAGUAUUUGUUAAACUUUGACAAAUACUUCAGCAAACAAUUCUCCAGCUUUCACGUGUACCCUUUUUUAAAAUUUAUUUUUCACUUUUGUAGUUCUCUGACAUCAUGAUGCCAACACUUCGACAGGCUCGGCCGGUUGCAUCCAAGCUCCCUCGUCCUGGGAAGACCGUAGCAGUGGAAAAUGUUCGUCCUGACAAGGUAAUGUCUGAUUACUGACCUGUCUUGGUGCAUUGGCUGUUACCCUCUGGGUGCGAUCGUAAAGUUCUGUUCCACUGACUUGAAAUUGGUAUACAACUUUAUUCAGCCUUUGUACCUUUUAUUGCAUUUUCUGUUCACAUAUUCAUAUCUAUAUACUGUAUCCGGAUUGAACACUGAAGUACUGCCUUCCCUUGCAUAAUAUUGAGAAGCAGUUUGUGGCUUCCUCCUUGUAAGCGGAUUCAUUUAACCCACUUAAUAAUAGAGAACCCUCACCUGCCGUACAUGGAUGAGAAAAGGGUAGGGGUACCAAUGCCCAGGUUGCGUCCUGUUGAGUAGAGGGAGCUUGUCAAAUUAUCACUAUUUCAGAGCCAGACAAAUGUUAAUUAGUUCUGCACUCUGUUGGCACACAAGCCAUAAGUAUGCCACAUUGCGGGUAUUAAUACCAAAGGACAACAGAGGGCGUUUCACAGCCAGUGGGUUGAUCAAAGAUCUCCCUCACUAUGCAAGCUGCCCACACCUUUGCACGAUUGCAACUUGCACAGAAUGCCCCCUUAAAAUGCCUUGAUACUAGACCAAGUUCUCCUUCUUACAUAGCUGAAAAGUGACUUGUGUCCAUCAAGUUCAGCCUUCCGCACAUAUGUUUUUGCUGUUGAUUUAAAAGAACACAAAAAACCUAGUCUGAAGCGCUUCCAAUUUUGCAACAGACUAGGAAAGAGAUUCCUUGUUGACCACAAAAUAGCAGUCAGAUGUCUCCUUGGAUCAAGCAGCUAAUACCCCACCAAUUAGAAAUUAUAUCCCUGUAUGUUUUGUUUUUUGCAAGUAUUUAUUAAAUGGCAGUUUAAGCGUCUGUAUGGACUCUGAUAAAACCACCUCUUCAGGCAGAGCAUUCCAUAUCCUUAUUGUUCUUACUGUAAAAAAACCUUUUCUUUGCCUUAGAUGAAAUCUCCUUUCCUCCAGCCUAAAUGUGUGACCUUGUGUCCUAUGUAUAGCCCUGUUUAUGAAUAGAUUUCAAGAUAAAGUUUUGUACUGGCUCCGAAUAUAUUUUUGUAUAAUGUUAUCAUAUCCCAAAUCAUUUUGCUGGAGGUUAUCACGCUUUGACACAUUCCCUGACAACUUUCGGAACAAGUUGUCUGCAGCAUCUCUGUGCUGACCAAUCUGCAUCUUCUUGAAUUAAUGCAUCUCUGUUGAAAAUUCACCACGUGCAUGGAGACACUGAAUUUCACGUUGUGCAGCACUGACCCAGGAAGCACCUCUAGUGGCAGUCUGAGUGACUGCUACUUGGCGCAAUGUACACUGCCUUUUCUCAGAAAAGGCAGUUUUUACAUGAAAAUGCCUGCAGUGACUGACUAUACUCACCAGAACAACAUUAAGCUGUAGUUGUUCAGGUGACUAUAGUGUCACUUUAAUAAGCUGGUUUCGUGUAGCAUUUUGGCGUUUGACGGGUUCACCUUCACUGUAGUAUACCAUAUUCUAUGUGUUUAAUAGAAAUUAAACGCACUAGCUGUUUCAAAAAAGGCUGUAGUGUGUGUGUGUGUGUGUGUGUGUAUGUAUAUGUGUGUGUAUGUAUGUGUGUGUGUGUGUAUGUAUAUAUGUAUAUAUACGCAUACGCAAAAGGGGUCUGAAUGCUCUUUAUAUGGUUCGAUUUUUGUUUAACAUCAUGCAUGCAUAUAAAUACAUUCAUUCAUUUUCUUGUAGGAGGAGGGUGUUCAGGUCAAGCGAUCGCCAUCCUCUCCCCAGGGGGGUGUUAAGAAGAGAUCUGCUUUUGGAGACCUCACUAAUGUAAGUAUAUACUCACAACUCUGGUGUGUGGUUGGUUGUUUUUCCUUUCCUUAUACCCCAUUCAUAUUAAAGUGGCUUUAUUCUGAGAGUUCACUGACGCUCAGAAAAUGUUGAUGAUCUAAACUGUUACAUUAUGUACAAUUACAGUAGUGGCUGUUCGUUUGCAUGUAUCUAUUAGAAACAAGAAUAUACUGUUCCAUAAUUGUUUUAUAGGCUCAUAAAAAUAUCCAGCCGCAAAAGAAAAAAGAUGGACAAAAGGUUGCCGUGAAAAAGACAAAAAACGCUUCUCAGAGUGGAACUGCUAAAAACAAUGAGCUGAAUCUCAAAAAGUAAGUGUAUUAAUAUUGCCUUUUUUUUUUUUUUUUGGACCAAAACAACUCUUAGCUUAAUGAAGUAGUUUUUGUGUAUAGAUCAUGCUCCUACAAUCUCACUGCUCAAUUCUCUGCCAUUUGAGUUUCAACACUUUGUUUAUGCAGCCCUUGUCACACCUUCCUGCAUAUGACUUACACGGCCUUCCUAAACACUUCUUGUAAAAAAUCACCUAAUGUUUAUAGUUCAUUUAUUGCACAGUUUUGUUUAAUUUGCAAUUUCUUAUCUAAUGCUCUGUUAAUGGCUUGCUAGACCCUGCAGGAGCCUCCUGUAUGCUCCACUUGCAGAGCAGGAGAUAAAACGUUUAAAAGUAAGUUACACCUGAUUGAAAAUAAAACCAUUUUGUUAUGCAGGCUGUGUCAGUCACAGCCAGGGGAGGAGUGCAUCAACCGAAAUAAAUAAUUAACUCCCAAAUGGCAGUGAAAUUUCAUAGGCCUGAUCUGCAAAGUAAAACUGUUUAACUACUGACCAUUGCAUUUUUAAUUUAUUGAAAUUAAUGCACAUUUAAAAAUAUAUCUCUUUAUGACUGGUUUUUUUUUUUUUCUUCUCACAGGACUCUUAAGAAAAUUACAGCUGAGGAGCUGGUCUCUGAAGUUGUAAAGGAAGAAAGGCUAAUCACUGAAGAAACCUCUCCACCUAAAGUGUGUUUGGAACAGGUAUAACAUUUCUACAUUUUGUAACUUGGGCCCUGAUUUAAUAUUGUAGGAUAAUUGUUAUGUUAUUAUGUAAUAUUUGAAUAUUUAGAUUCAUUUAUUAAAAAAAAAAAAAAGAAUUCUGACUAUUGGGAGGGGGGGAGAAUUAUUUUAAAACUGGUUUUUUUCCCCCCAGCAGAAAAUGUUGUCAUUUGAAAAGCUUGUGCCGCAAUAUUAAUUCUAAGCUUUAGAUUGUGGUGGGGUGUGUUCUGGUUUUAUGUAAUACGUGCUCUCAACCUAUUUACUUCCAAAGUUUGGGCUAGAAUUUAGAAAUAAAAGUAAAAAGUUCUUUCUUUUAGUAUCUGUGAUCUAAUGAUCAUAUAUGGCUGCAAAAGGCUGUUUCUAGAUAUUGAACACAGAAGAAUUAGAGCAGAGACGCUGUGAUAUAUGGGAUAUAAUAUUUUAUGGGUUAUGCAUUGCUCAACCGAAGCAGAGCGAACAAUGGGGCUCUAUUAAUCUCUUCUAAUUUGUUUUAGCCAUUUUUCCCCUGACCUUCAUUCUCAUCUAUUUUUUUAUUUUUUUUUUUUUUUAUUUUUUUUUACCAGCAUUACUGUAUUAUAUAAAUAUUUGCAUGAAUUAUAUUCUGAACUGUGUAUUCUCCCACCCCCCCACAGCUGCUGCCACCUGAUGUAGAAGAUAUAGAUCAGGACGGCAGUGAGGAUCCAUUUUCCAGUUCAGAGUAUGCUUUGGACAUCUUCAGUUAUAUGCGUGAGAGAGAGGUCUGUUUGUGUGUUGUGGUGUUUGUGGUUUUUUUUUUUUUUUUAACACUAUGUUCGCCAGAAAAAACUACAGUUUAUUGCAUUUGUUCUGAUGAUUAGAAUCAUUCGCUUCAGGCUUUUUGUUGUAAACAGUGUCUUUUCAGAGAGAAUGCAGUGUUUUAUAUUACAGCCUAUGGAUACCUCCACUGGCCACUCAUCAUAUGGCUACUAGAGGUGCUUCCUGGGGCAGUGCUGCACAGUGAGCAGCACUGCCAUUCAGUGUCUCCACCCUCUGCAUGCAGACUCUGAGCUUUCCUCAGAGAUUAAUUGAUUAAAUUCAUCUUGAGGAGAUGCUGAUUGGCCAGUGCUGUUUGACUUGUGUUGGCUCUGUCCCUGAUCUGCCUCCUUGUCAGUCUCAGCCAAUCCUAUGGAGAAGCAUUGUGAUUGGGUCAGACCAUGCUUAUUAUGUCAGACAACAGGCAGGUCAGAGGCAGACCAGGGCAGAGCCAGCAACUGCAGACUUGAAUACAAGUGAGAUUUUACUAUAUUCAGAGGGGCUAGAUGGUGUUUUUAACACUACGGGAAUACAUGUUUGUGUUCCUGACCCUAUAGUGUUCCUUUUAUUCUCUGUGGAUUUUUUUUAAAAUUUUUAGUUUUGGGGGGUUUAUUGGUUUUUGUUUUUAUACUGUCAGACACUGCAAAACACAUGCAUACAUUAAAGUGCAACUACAAUCAUUUAGUCUAUACUUAAAGGGACAUGCAUCACUGACUUCUACCAGUAAACAAACCCCUUUUUAAAUAAUUAUACAAGCCAAAAUAAAGCAAAAACUUAAAGAGACUUCGCACUGUGUUCAAACUUUUAUAUAAGGCCCCCCCAGCACCACAACCUUCUCCGCUUUAGACUAGGGCACUAAUGACAGAAACAAGGCAUUAUUGUGUAGCAGCAUAAGAGAAACCGGAAAACCGAGCCUGCUCUUCAUGAAUCACUGAUCAGACUCCCUCUCUUUUUCUAUCUGAGUGUUGCAAGGGGAAGUGAUCUUCCAACUGCACACGUUUAAAUCUGUCAGGCAUGCCCACAGCAUUCCUAAAGAUAGAGCACUGGCUAGAUCCGUGCCACCCUAGUGUGUAAAGCAUAAGCAAGAAGAAGCAGGUAAAUAUGGAAUUAAAAUAAUAAUAAAAAUGUUUUUAUAUUUUUAAAUCAGCCUGCAAAUUAAGGCAAUGGUCUUAUUCAAAGCGAAGACUUUUAAAUAUUACGUGUGGGCACAAUGAUAAAACAGCGGGUAUCUAUCCACCCCAUUUUUUUUAUUUUAUUUUAAAGGAAAAUAUUGACUAGCACAUUAUACACCUUUUAAUAUAUUACAAUUUCCUUUUGCUGUUUAUUCAAAUGUAUAAUUCAAUAUGUUUUUGUCUCUGCAGGAGAAAUUUGUGCUGCCUAAUUACAUUGAAAUGCAGGAUGAUAUCACGAAGGAGAUGAGAUCCAUCUUGAUCGACUGGAUGGUGGAGGUGCAGGUGAGUAGUGAAGUGACUGUGACAUGUGUGGUUAUGGCUCUAAACCAAGGAUAUAGCUCAAGUGGGAGAGCAAUAGACUGAAGAGGAACUGACUUAAGCAUAUUCUAAAAUUUCAUUCAAAAUCAAAAAUGUUGAAUUUUUUAUUUUUUUUAUUUUAUGUACAAAUAUUAGUAUUACUAGUUCAGUGGUAGUUUCCUCCUACUAAAUGAGGUCUGGGUUAGUUUAGUUAUUCAUACUUCAUCCUAAACAAAAAUAUCUAUAUUCAGUUCUUUAUAGUUGUUGGUUGAAGUGGUGUUGUCACCUCCAACCCUCCCCUCUAUGCAAAAGAAAUAUUUCAUAAAGAUAAAAUCUUUAAGAACCUCAUUGACUGUUGGAAUUUCACUUAAAACGUCCAGGGACUUUACAGAAUUUGCAAAGACCCCUGAUGGUGACGGGACCCCACAAGCAUAGGGCCCCACCGCGAUGACAAUUGGCCGAAUCCGACAGGUCUCCUUUCAUCGCUCUGCUGUCUACCUUCUCGAGCCACUUGCGGAGAUCAAAGCUUACAUUUAUUUUAAAAAAAACAUAUUUUAUUUAAUUUUUUUUAUUAUUAUUCCUGUGAGUGGUUGCGUAGCCAGGGCCUCAGUGCACUGCUUUACCUGCCGUUUUAACUCCAUCUGCUGCUGUUGGUGUAACGCCAUCUUUGGGGGCAAAAUUGGCUUGCCCAGAUUAAGAUUUCAUGGUUGGCUAAUAUCAAUUCUGUGCAAGAGAGGCGCCUCUGUGACUGGUGGGAUUCAUGUCAAGAGGACCAUCUGUUACAAAAGCAUUUGCCCCAUUACCAGGGAAAUGCACCAGGGUUCUUCUAGAUUCAUAACUGCAGUAGGCUGUAGUGAUGUGAUAUGCUUGGAGUAAGCCUUAAAGACCAUGUGCAAUAUAUAUUGUAAGCAAAUAAUACUUGUGUAAGCAAAUUGCCCUUAAUUUGAACUGACUAAAUAAAACUGUAGUAGAUAAAGGAAAUCCUAGCUGUCUUAGACCUCAAUUGGUUUUAAUGCUUACAAUCUUUUCUAAUAUUCCUGGAUUAAUGAAUCGUUCAUGCUUUUUCCAACAGGAGAAUUUUGAGUUGAACCAUGAGACUCUCUACUUGUCAGUUAAAAUGGUCGACCACUAUCUAGCAGCAACUGUGGCAAUGCGGGAGAAGUUGCAACUUAUUGGGUCCACGACCGUGCUUAUUGCUUCCAAAUUUGAGGUGAAUAUUUGUGAUGAAUGCAUUAUCUGAAAUAUACAGUCAACUUCAUUUUUUUGUAUGGUUUUUUUUUUGUGUGUGUCUUCUAGUGUAUCAUUAGGGGAAUGCGCGCAAAUGUCCCAAUCUGUACUUCUGUUAACUAGUACAUUUUAUGUUACAGCAUGUAUAGUUGCAACUUAUUUCUAAAACAAGCACUAUAUAAAAAGAUAGUGAUAUACAAACCAAUAAUGGAAGUAGAACAGGGACUUCUAGUGCAAACCAUUUUUCCAUUAAGAGCAGUGAUCGUUAUUAAAGAUCAUAAGAUAAGCAGAUAGUAAAGUCUAAUAUUGGGACACUUGUCUCAAACUCCAGCAGCAAACAUGGUCAGUUACACUUUUACUGAUGUGCGAUAAUAUCCAUAUUCUACUGUUGCCUGUCUAACAGAUUCCAGCCAAAAAAAAACAUUUUAUUUAUUUAUUUAUUUUUUUUAAUCUCUAGGAACAUUGGCAGUGGUGGGUCCUAAAUAAAGAACAGAAAUCUGAUAAUUUUUUUUUUUUUUUAUUUAAUUUUUUUUCUGACAUAUGGUGGCAGUAUAUAUGGGUUGUGCUUCCUAAUUGGAACAAUCAUCUGCAAGAUAGGUGAUUAAGAAAAGUCCCCUCCCCUUUACCCUAUGAAGGGCCCCCCUUACCGGCACACCCACCUCAGUUCUUCCUUGUCACAGCACGGGACCAAUCAAGUGUCUGUUGAAGGUGAGGCACACCGGUUGCUGUCUGAAGGAGGAAGACAAAUAGCAGCCUGGGUGGUAGGCUGAGCAGCAUGGCUCCACCCCGCGGAUAUUCUGGAGCCCUUUCUGUUUAACUUUGCGCCGAGUAUGUACCGGCUUGGUGAGUAUGGGCCGAGGGUCGCCUUCAUUAUGUUGCAGUCCAUGCGCCUGCGCACAGCAGUGAAAUGCACGCUCAGGUGGCGUUGCGUUCCACCGAAGUUACGGGUGCGAUAUUGUACAUGCGCGAACUGGAACUUACGGGAAACCGCAGAGUUGGUGGCAGCAGGAGGCUUGUUAGAAUGGUUCCCCAUGUCAACAACCCUCCACACAGCUCAGAGGUUUUCAAGGUAAGAUUCGCUGAUCUUUCCUUCGAAAUUCUGUUCUGAUUAAAAUUGCAAGUUAUGGAUGGAAUUGUUUUGCAGAAAGUGUACUGAGUGCAAAAUGGACUGUUUGUACACCGUGGAAUGCCUCUGCUAUACAAGGCUUUUGCUCAUAGUAUCUGUGCUAUUCCCCUUAAUCUGGUUCUGGGGUUUAUAAAUCUGUCCAAGGUGCUGCAAUUUCUUGGGUAAAAUUAAGAAGAGAACAUGCAAUCAUUCCUAUCUUUUGAAUUUUUAUAGAGAAUCAAAUAGUGUAUCAGCUGCGCUGCCUGAGAUGUUCCGCAGAGACGUCCUUCGAUUCCUUCUAAUGUCUGGCAAAUGUUUAUAUACUUCUUCUUAAGACUUGUGUGGUGGUUCAUACUGUGUGGAGUUGGUUCCCACCUGAUGUAUUGAGAAGGUUCAUUAGGAAUUAAUCGGUCAUGGGGCAGGAUAAAUCUGCUAAACUUUAAUGAGGGUUAUCUGUUCCUCAAACCCCCGUGUCUUUCUUAUAUGCAGAAAUGGGAACACACUUUGUAACAAGCUUUUCUUGCCCAGCGUUUAAUAUGUUUACCUUCAAAUGGGUUACACCUCCAGGUACACCGGGAACCCAUAAAAUUCUGCAGAAGUAGCUGCUUUAAAAACCCUGUCGUCAAGAAGGCUGUGAUUUCUUGCAGAAAAUCUUUCCAGACUGCUGGGUUUCGGUAUGGGUCUUUGCUGGCAGGUGCAGCGGUGUCCAAAACGUAUACCUUUGUUUACAAUCGUUAAAGGAUCACUAUAGGGUCAGGAACACAAACUUGUAUUCCUCACCCUAUUGGGUUAAAACCACCCUGAGCCCCUCAUGCCUCCCUAAAUAUAUACAUCUUACUUGUAUUCAUGUCUGGACCUGCUGGCUAUGUCUCUGUUUCCUUUAGACCUGCCAGCUGACAUCAGCAGACGUGGUUGUCUGAUCCAAUCACAAUGCUUCCCCAUAUGAUUGGCUGAGACUGUCAAGGAGGCAUCUCCUCAUAGAGCUGAAUUGAAUCUCUGAGGAAUGUUCAGUGUCUGCAUGCAGAGGGAGGACACACUGAAUGUUUGGAUGCAUUUUAGGCAGCAAUGCCCCAGGAAGCACCUCUAGUAGCCAAUGGAGGUAUCCAUAGGCUGUAAUAUAAACACUGCAUUUUCUCUGAAAAUACAGUGUUUAUAGCAAAAAGCCUGAAGGUAAUUCUACUCACCAGAACAAAUUCAAUAAGCUGUAGUUGUUCUGGUGUCUAUAGUGUCUCUUUAACCCCUUAAGGACCAAACUUCUGGAAUAAAAGGGAAUCACAUGUCGUGUCUUUAAGGGGUUAAUGUAGGUUACUUAAGUCUCCUGAUAAGCAGCUCAUCAAUUUUCCUGUUUUAUUUGUGAUUGUCACAUACUCUAUAUGGAUUUGACAAUGACUGCCAAGAUGGUGUGUGUGGUUUUUUUUUUUUUUUUUUUUUUAUAACCGUUGAAAAAGGAAAAAAGCUCUGCCUCAAGACAAGUAGAGCUUGGAGGCGUAAUCCUGCAUUUCUAUACGAAGUGUGGAUGGCUCAGUAGGUUUAGACCUUGUUCAACCCUUGGGGUUCACGGGUUCAUUUCCCCUGCAGGGUUGACUCUGCCCUUCAUCCCUUUGGGGUAGAUGACUGUAGUAUGAGUCAAUAGAGUCACUUAGCAUUCCCAUGAUGCAUUUGGGAAACCGUAUAUAUCUCUUGCCUGGCUUUUAAGUAGAACCUACUUUCAAUUAGUGGUUUCUUGAUAUAGUUAGAGGGUAACGCUUGCUCUUUUCAAAUUUGCACAAUCCAUAAUCUUCCGAACAUCUGAUUCUCUAUUUACAGAAACAAUGUUCAGGUAGAUAGCAGAGUGCUACAGUAACAUGGUUGGAUACAGAGACUGUAAUGUAUUUUCUUCCCCAGGAAACAGGUUUAUUUUUUUUUAUUUUUUUUUUUGAGGUUCGUGUUAACCUUAAAACGUUACUUCUGCAUCUAUUUCACUGGAAAGGUCCAAUUACUAAUAAAGCAAAAAUCCCUCCAUAAGAACAGGAAAUGAGGUUGCUGGGAUGUCUUACAUCUUCAAUUCUUGCGGUCAACUGGGCAAAACCUGAAUAGAAAGCACAACCCAUACUUACUGUCACCAUAUAUUUAAAAAAAAUAAAAAACGUGUGUGUGUGUGUGUGUGUGUGUGUGUGUGUGGUGUGUGGUUUUGUUUUUUUUUUUUUUUAAUUCAAAUUCUGAUAAAAUAGAACUGUCACUUACCAGUUGUCAAAUGUAAGUUUCAGGCUGUUAUUGUCUCUUAUUGUUGGUGGUAAUUUCCAGAGGAAAAAUAAAGUAAUAUUUAUUCAUACAAUUCUUUUUGUUUGGGGAUACAUGGAAUAAUUUGAUUGUGCAUAGAUUUAGUCUGUCAUUUCUCUGCAGGUGUGUGGGUCUUAAGCUUUGUGUUUUAAUUCUCUCAAUUUUCUUAACCAGGAGCGCUGCCCUCCCUGUUUGGAUGACUUUCUUUACAUCUGUGAUGAUGCGUAUAGAAGGGAGGAGCUUGUGGCUAUGGAAAUGGAAAUAUUACAAAAACUCAACUUUGACAUAAACAUUCCUAUCCCUUAUCGGUUCCUGCGCAGAUAUGCUAAGGUAAGAGCCUGUCAUGUCUUUUGUUUCCCCACUCCCUUUCAAAUUUAUUUAGCCAGUAUGAGUCGGGGGAUGGUUCCCCUUUUUUAUGUAUGUAUGUAUCCAUCCCCUGAUGCGCACAUAUUUAUAUAUAUAUAUAUAUAUAUAUAUUAUUAUUUUAUGUGUUAAUUGUAAGUAUAUCUUCUUGACUGUUCCCCCAGUGUGCCCAUGCGAAUAUGGAAACUCUGACACUUGCUCGCUACAUAUGUGAACUCACUCUGCAAGAGUAUGACUUUGUACAAGAGAGUGCAUCUAAAAUGGCUGCCAGCUGUUUACUACUCGCACUGAAGAUGAAGUGUCUUGGUGGAUGGGUGAGUGCAUCUAUUACAUUAGGUUUAAAGAUAGUCUCGGUUAGACAUACAUACAUACAUACAUACAACUAAGCACACCUUUAGGCCUUCACUCUUCCGGAAGGAACUCUGACGAAAAGGGUACUAGAAGCAUCAAAGCAACUUUAGCUUAAAGGAACACAACAGGGUCAGGACCGCAAACCUGCCUUCCUGACCCUGUUGUAUUAAAACCACCAUCUAGCCCCCUGGUUCCCCCUUGCCUCUCUAAAUAUAGUAAAAUCUUGGUUGUAUUCAAGUCUGCAGCUCCUGGCUCUGACCUGCCUGUUGUCUGCUGACCUCUUCAGAAGUGGUGGCCUGAGCCAAUCACAAUGCUUCCCCAUAGGAUUGGCUGAGACUGUCAAGAAGGCAGAUCAGGGGCAGAGCCAACACAAGUCAAACACUGCCCCGGCCAAUCAGCAUCUCCUCAAGAUGAAUUUAAUCAAUUAAUCUCUGAGGAAAGCUCAGUGUCUGCAUGCAGAGGGUGGAGAUACUGAAUGGCAGUGCUGCUCACGGUGCAGCACUGCCUCAGGAAGCACCUCUAGCAGCCAUCUGCAUUACAGCCUUGUGAUAACUUCACUGGCCACUCCUCAAACACUGCGUUUUCUCUGAAAAUACAGUGUUUACAGCAAAAAGCCUAAAGGGAAGGAAUGAUUCUACUCCCCAGAACAAAUACAAUAAGCUGUAGUUGUUCUGUUGACUAUAUGGUGUCCCUUUAAUGAAAGAGUUUGGGUGUAUAGAUGAUGCACUGUCAUGGCCACAUCCGUUAUUUUUGUAUUUAUUUUUUUUUCAACCCACUUCGUGACUCCACUACAUCUAAUUUACCCCUAUAUGAUCCUCCUUCUUCCCACACAUGCCCAGUUUACACGCUCUUGUCCGAAAUUCGGAUGGGAAUUCUGUCCAUUUAUUCGUCAGAAAGACGAAUGAAUAGAAAUGUCAAAUUUAACUAACUCUGAAUAUCUCUGUUCGUUUAUUACAAGGAGGGAGCUACUGGCACGCAGCUCCCUCCUUUUAAUAUGUAAAGAUAGAAGCGGCAGGGAACUAUUCUCCCCGCCACUUCCUAAGCCCCCCCCCCAUGUCCUCCCUCAAUAUAUUCAAAUCUCCCGAAUGCACUUACUCUAGCCUCCACCCUCUAACUGUCCCUCGUGGUGGGGCAUCUUUUAACUAGCGGGGAUGGACAUAGCGCCCACAUGCGGAGGGGAGGAGGAAUUAUUGUCCCACAGUAUCAGGAAGCCAUAUACUAAGCGGCUACAAGAUACUGAUCAGAAUUUAAUUUGAAUGAAAUUUCGAACCCACCUGAAGUAUCGAAUGUCGUCCUAACAUGAAUGAACAAUCUGUUCUCAUUCUAUUGGGGCGAAAUUCGGUAGUUUCGCUGGCGUUCUGUCUGAAUUACAGGACGUUUUGGGAAUAGUGAAAGGAGGAGGCAUUGCAUGGAACAAUUCUCACAUUUCAUGGAGGAAAUGUGGGAAAUAGCUCUGACCACAGUUAAUGGAGCACCCUUUGCUUAGGGAAAGGUAAGUUUGGCAUGACAGUGCCGCUUUAAUUUUCUGUGUUUUAGGAGUUAAAGGAACACUCUAGUGUUAAGAAUGCAAACCUCUAUUAAUAACACUAUAGUAUAUGCUACCUACGUAGGUUAGUGCCCCCAUUCUAUUAAAGAGUUAAUAGGUUUUAAAUGUAACUUUUACUCCACCUCCAUGGCUGACAUCCUCAAUCUAGAUUAUCUCAACCAAUACAAUGAUUUGCCAUAGGAAAGCAUUUGGAGGCUAUUGUUCAUGCGCAGCAAUGCACUGCACCAAUAUCUAUCUCCUAGAGAUGCAUUAAAACAAUGCAUCUCCACACGAAUUACAAUGUUAAACUUAACAGCUGUGUAGCAUCAAAUCCCACUAUGUGAUACCUGUGUAUAUCCCUUUUGUCUCUUCUGUACCCCCCUGUUUUUACGACCUAUGUUGAAAACGCAAUAAAGAUAUAUUAAACAAAAAAACAAUGCAUCUCUACAGGGCGCAUUCAGCGUCAGACACUGAAUGGAGAGACAAAGUGCAGCAAUGAAAUCGGAAGUACCUUUUCUCUGAAAAGGCAUAGUGUACAGUGCUGAGUCUGCAGGGACAUGCUAUAGACCGAAACCACUACAUUAAGCAGUUGUGUUUAUUGUGACUAUGGUGUCCUUUUAAAUUUUUUAUUUUUUUUCUAUCCACACACCCCCUGGCUGAGACUAACACAGCCAACAUGAAAGAAAAAAAGGCUUUUUCAAUAAGAUGUUGGCUUACUUUAGAAGUUUUUAUCACCUGCUCUGUAAAUUGAAUUUUAAUCACUGUAGGCUCCUGCACAGUAUUGCAAGCUAUUAAUAGAGCAGGAGAUACAAAACUUUAAUUUUAAACACUGUGCAAUUAAGAAAGUUUAAACAUUAGAUCUCUUUACAGGAAAUGUGUAGGGAAACCGUAUUUGUCACACGCAGGGAGGCAUGACUAGGGCUGGAUAACCCGUGAAAUAACUUCUAAAUGGCAGAGAUUUGAGCAGUGAGACGGCAGGCGCAUUGUCUAUACACAAACCGCGCUAUUAAGCGGAAGUUGUUCUGGUGCUUAGUGUCCCUUUAAGAAGUCUUAUCAAGGAGUUUCCUCUGUUCAUUUUUAUCUGUCCUGUGACUGUCAUUCUAAGUUAGUACCUGGGGAUGUAAUAUUCAAGAAAUUCCCUUGGAUGUUUUCCAUGCAGGACCACUUAGUCAGUCAGGCAAAACAAGCUAACCAAUCAAAUAUUUCCUCCUACUUUGAUCUCCUGACAUACUUUUGCCUUGCUUUUUACAAUUGGAUUUAACUUGUGAAGAUUUGUAGUUUAGUCAAUAACCCCAAUUGUCACCAUGGCGCAAUAAUAGGCCCUGUAUUUUACAUUUGACUUUAUCUGGAAUUUGUAUAAAUCAAUGUAUUGUAUAAUUGAGAAGUGGAGCAUUACUAAUUUUUAUUCCCUCUGGCAGACUGCUACGCUACAGUACUACAGUGGUCACAGUGCCAAUGAUUUAAUUCCAUUGGUGAAAAGGCUCAAUUUUCUCCUCACAGAACAGCCCAACAGUAAGCUAACCGCAGUACGGAACAAAUAUUCUCACAAGUAAGUACCUCUUUCCAUCUUGUCUUGUGCGACUGCUUUUAGCAUUCAUGUUGAUACUAAAAAAGUACUUGUGGGUGGAUAUAUAUAUAUAUAUAUAUAUAUAUAUAUCUAUAUCUAUAUCUAUAUCUAUAUCUAUCUAUAUCUAUCUAUAUCUAUCUAUAUCUAUCUAUAUCUAUCUAUAUCUAUCUAUAUCUAUCUAUAUCUAUCUAUAUCUAUCUAUAUAUCUAUCUAUCUAUCUAUCUAUCUAUAUCUAUCUAUCUAUCUAUCUAUCUAUCUAUCUAUAUCUAUCUAUAUCUAUCUAUCUAUCUAUAUCUAUCUAUAUCUAUCUAUAUCUAUCUAUAUCUAUCUAUAUCUAUCUAUAUCUAUCUAUAUCUAUCUAUAUCUAUCUAUAUCUAUCUAUAUCUAUCUAUAUCUAUCUAUCUAUCUAUCUAUAUCUAUCUAUCUCUAUCUAUCUAUAUCUAUCUAUCUCUAUCUAUAUCUAUCUAUAUCUAUCUAUAUCUAUCUAUAUCUAUCUAUAUCUAUCUAUAUCUAUCUAUAUCUAUCUAUCUCUAUCUAUCUCUAUCUAUCUCUAUCUAUCUCUAUCUAUCUCUAUCUAUCUCUAUCUAUCUCUAUCUAUCUCUAUCUAUCUCUAUCUAUCUCUAUCUAUCUCUAUCUAUCUCUAUCUAUCUCUAUCUAUCUCUAUCUAUCUCUAUCUAUCUCUAUCUAUCUCUAUCUAUCUCUAUCUAUCUCUAUCUCUAUCUCUAUCUAUCUCUAUCUCUAUCUAUCUCUAUCUCUAUCUAUCUCUAUCUCUAUCUAUCUCUAUCUAUAUCUAUCUAUAUCUAUCUAUAUCUAUCUAUAUCUAUCUAUAUCUAUCUAUAUCUAUCUAUAUCUAUCUAUAUCUAUCUAUAUCUCUCUAUAUCUCUCUCUAUCUCUCUCUAUCUCUCUCUAUCUCUCUCUAUCUCUCUCUAUCUCUCUCUAUCUCUCUAUCAAGACCCUAUUGGGUCGAAACGUUGAUGACUGAUUUUUUUCAACACCGGAUUAUAAACUAGUUUGAAAAAUCCCUUGGAGUGCUCCUUCAUUGAUUAUACAUACCGAGGCUUGGAAGCACCCGGGUAAUUUCUGUACUUUAUUUUGGAUUUAAAGGAAGAGUGCCAGAGUUUAUAUAUAUAUAUAUAUGAAUUAUUUUAUUUUUUAUAACCAAAUGUUACUUUGCAAUCUUUUGCAGGAAUACAGUCUGGCUUUCUUUUAAAAAGAAGGGUCACUCAAUUUUGGAAUAGGCACCUCAAAGAAUAUUAUUUUACCCAUUCAUGACAAAUUGAUGUCAUAAGAAAAUAUAUGUAUACACUCUGUAUUCAUAUUUAUUACCUGCCAACUGAUAGCUUUGACUUGUUUUUUGAGGAGGAGUCAUGUCUGCAACUUGGCUUAUACAAAUUUCACUGGGCUGUGCACAUACCCUAUUACUUGGUGAAAAUGCCUGUUACAGUCCAAAACCAAUCAAAAAGCACUUAUGUUGAGUUGCUACCUGGACUGUCUUUAAAGGGACACUAGAGUCACCAAAACAAAUUUAUCUUAAUGAAGCCGUUUUGAUGUAUAGAUCAUGCACCUACAGUCCCACUGCUAAAUUCUGCCAUUUAGGAGUUAAAUCACUGUUUAUGUAGCUCUAGUCACACCUCACUGCAUGUGACUUACACAGCUUUCCUGCAAAGCAAGAUCUAAUGUUUACACUUCUUUUAUUGCAAAUUGUUUCAUUUAGAAUUUCUUAUCUCCUCCUCUGUUAAUAGCAAACUAGACCCUGCAGGGGCCUCUUGUAUGUCAUUAAAGUUCAGUUUACAGAGCAGGAGAUGAAAACAUUUAAAGUAAAUUACAUCUGAUUGAAAAUGAAACUAUUUUGUUUUCAUGCAGGUUGUGUCAAUCAUAGCCAGGGAAGGCGUGGCUAGGGCUGCAUAAAAGAAAAUAAAAGUGAUUUGAAGUUUUAAUGCUCAAUUAUCUGCCAUUUAGAAAUUCAGAGGCAUGGUCUAUACACAAACUGCUUCAUUGAGUUUAAGUUGUUAUGGUUACUUUAGGGUCUCCUUAACAUUCCCCUCCCCCCAUUUACCAUUAUAGCACACAUUUUUUCUAAAUCUACUUAUUACACUCAAGCAAUCUGACUUUAAACGGAUAAUCUCUUUGAACAGGUCACAAGAACCCCAUGGGGUAUGCAUUCCAUAGGUAUUUGGGGAAAAAAAUAUGAUGCAGAGGUUGUGUUUUUUUUUUUUUUUUUUAAUAAUCCUUUUCUCUGAACAAGACUGAUUUUCUGUGCUUUUUAUGUUGAGUCUGCCUCUCAUUUUGAUGCCAAAUUACAUUUCCCCGCUUAACCAUUUUCAUUUUUUGUUUUUACCUUGCAGGGUAUUCUUUGAAGUAGCCAAGCUGCCUCCUUUGGAUCUGCUAAUGUUAGACACAGUUCUUACAAAAGAACAAUAGUCCAAUCUUCUAUUUUGUAUAUAGCUUUGUAAAUAACUUGUACUUUUAUAUAUAAGGAUUAUUUCAGCACUCUGCUACAACUUUAUAUAAACUUUUGUAUGUGUUCCAGUUGAGCUUUGUCAAAAUAAUUAAAAUAUGAUGAAC